Messenger RNA from Penicillium digitatum Pd1, 324 nucleotides. Its product is annotated as GXWXG protein-domain-containing protein. The record is from RefSeq and is a predicted model, not a curated record. NCBI's taxonomy places the organism in Eukaryota, Fungi, Ascomycota, Eurotiomycetes, Eurotiales, Aspergillaceae.
AUGCCAUUCGACUGUUUCCAGCCCAGUCCAGCCAAGAAAUUCGUCUCUCUCACCAAGAACACUCGGGUACCCGGCGGGAUCAUCAACACCGUCUUUCACGAGCUCAAACCCCUUCAGCCAGACGACUUGAUCGGCGAAUGGGACGGAUAUCUCCUUGGCACAGGCCACCCGUUCGAAGAUGAGCUGGACACACUCAACUGGUUCGGCAAUACAUUUUAUUCCACCGACGACGUCGCGCCGCUAAUUGUUGCGCGGAACGGAGAGCGGGUGCCCUUCGAGGAUUGGGGGCGUGCAUCCGUGAGUCCCUUCUCCUGUAUUCUCUGA